This is a messenger RNA of Didymella exigua CBS 183.55, 1661 nucleotides long. Its product is annotated as glucosamine-6-phosphate deaminase. Lineage: Eukaryota; Fungi; Ascomycota; Dothideomycetes; Pleosporales; Didymellaceae. The transcript has 6 exons. Gene Ontology annotation, molecular function: identical protein binding; glucosamine-6-phosphate deaminase activity. Gene Ontology annotation, biological process: N-acetylglucosamine catabolic process; D-glucosamine catabolic process; carbohydrate metabolic process. The record is from RefSeq and is a predicted model, not a curated record. The coding region runs from base 215 to 1264 and encodes 349 amino acids. Gene Ontology annotation, cellular component: cytoplasm.
UUCCGACAAAGAGGACCCUGAUUGAUGAACGAGCUUGCAACCCUACUAUCUCCCGCCAAAAAGUGACGUGAAGGUCCCGGGAAGGCUCCGAGUCCUCUGGAGUUCUCUCAAAUAGUCUUGCGCUGCUGUGAAAGCACGCGUUCGUGGACUCAGAACCCCUCCUCCCUACUGCUCACCUCAGCAAUACUCCAGUCAUCAGGCCAUACACUUCAUCAUGCGACUGAUCAUUCGCGACGACCCCGAAGCUACGUCCAAGUACAUUGCGGACUACAUCAUUGAACGUAUCAAAACAUUCAAUCCCACAUCUGAGCGACCGUUCGUGCUUGGCCUGCCCACCGGCAGCAGCCCGGUGCUCAUCUACCAGCAUCUUGUUCACCGACACAAGUCUGGCGAAAUAUCUUUUCGCGAUGUGGUCACCUUCAAUAUGGACGAGUACGUUGGGAUCCCACGGGACCACCCUGAAAGCUACCACAGCUUCAUGUACAAGCACUUCUUUUCACACGUCGACGUGAAGCCGGAUAAUAUCAACAUCCUCAAUGGCAAUGCUCCCGACCUCGAGCUCGAGUGCCAGAAAUACGAGGAGAAGAUCCAAGCGGUCGGUGGCAUUGAGCUGUUCCUGGGCGGCAUUGGUCCCGAUGGCCACAUUGCCUUCAAUGAACCCGGUUCCAGCCUCAAGUCUCGCACACGUGUAAAGACCCUUGCGUACGACACCAUUCUUGCCAACUCACGGUUCUUCGGGAACAACCUGGACCAAGUGCCCAGGAUGGCACUGACAGUCGGAGUCCAGACGGUGCUCGAUGCGCGCGAAGUCGUCAUCAUUAUUACGGGCGCACGCAAAGCAUUGGCUCUGCAAAGAUGCAUCGAAGGCGGUGUAAACCACAUGUGGACUCUGUCCAGCCUCCAAUCCCAUCCUCACCCAAUGAUCGUCGUCGACGAAGAUGCCACGCUGGAGUUGCAGGUCAAGACGGUCAAGUACUUUAAGAGCAUCGAGAUGGUAGCCGCUGAGCUCGGUUUUCGACAGAAGCUCCCACGAAAACGGGACUCGUUCAUCGACGAGGGUGCCUUGUCGGUACCCACACGGAACCAAGCCAACGGUACCAGCUUGACUGUGCCACAACAAGACAUAUCGCGCUCCGCAAGCCCCGUGUUCGAGCCAAUGAGUGCUCGUCUCGACGAUGAGGAUGCUGCAACUAAAGUGAUGCAGUCCUGGGAUGCUGUUGAGGAUCAGCCGUCCGUUCGCAUGAGUGCUCGUGUUGCCGGUUGAAUGCACCAUGCUAUGCCGCGAAAGCGCCGACUUGCACGGAGGUUUACAACGACACUCAUCUGGUGCUUUUGGUUGUAUACUGGUAGAUUCGUUUACUCUGAUAUUGUUAACAACUCAAGGGGCACGUCUUGGCCGAGUGAAUUAGACUGGAUGUAUGGUACUAAGUCAUUGUAGAAUGUGAACUGAGCUCAGCUCGACAUAGAGUGUAAGAGCAUCAAAGAUUUAAGUAGAUAGAUCGUCGCAUAUCAGGUAGGGUAGCCUGGUGGUCAUGUACAGACAAGCAUCGGCACUGAAGGUUGUAGACCUCGUUACAAUACAUGUCAAUCAAAGCGUCCUGUAGGAGGCAGUCAAACUAUUGAACACUCGUAUUUCCUUCUGCAAUGACGGAAGUUGCCCG